AUGGGCGAUCGGGGCGACGGCUGGAUCACCGUGGGCCGACGCUUGGCCCUUGACGGAGAACCGCCAUGGGCCGAACAAGAGGUGAGGGAGCGGGAGGCCAUUGCGGCGUGGGAUCAUGACGAGCAGUGGCCGAGCGUGCACAAACCAAACUUCAACGGUCCUGAAGCAAAACGAUUCGAUUCCCGUCUAACCCAUCUCGACCACCUCGGCGGCGGCGCCUUUGGCCGUGUGGACAAAGUGACACAUGAUGCCGUUUGCCUCGCUCGGAAGCGCAUCAUGCGCCGCCGUGGGCUUACAAUCGACGACUUGCGCCAGGAAGGGCUGACGAUGCGCAAGCUGGACCAUCGCCACGUCGUCAAGCUGGUGGCGGCUUACAUGCCUCGGCCGCACGAACUAUGCCUGCUCAUCUGGCCCGCUGCCGUUUGCGAUCUCGACACUCUGCUGGACAAUCUAGACUCGAUACGCGCAGGCACGGGAGACCGCGAGGACGUCUUAGCACGGCUCGACGCACUAGAGAUCAACGACUUGAGCGCAAUUGAGCCCUCGACUGUGACGCAAAACAUGGACUCGCUUGCAAGAUGCCCGUUUGAGUUCCUCCGCGGCGUUGUUGGCUGUGCGGCUCGCGCAAUGGCGUACUGCCAUCACAACGACGUUCGCCAUCUAGAUAUAAAGCCCUCGAAUAUCUUGCUCAAGCCCGGCCGGGUGUAUUUGGCCGACUUUGGCAUUUCCAAGGAUGUCAGUGGCCAGGAACAAACCACCAUCGACGGCAAUCCUGGCACAGAAAAGUGGCGCGCGCCGGAGCUCUACAGCCAGGAUAGUUCUAGUAUGCAACUCUCGGAUAUGUAUUCUCUGGGACUCGUCUAUCUCAACAUCGCAACGGUGCUGUACAAUGUCAGGCUCUCCGAAUUUGACGACGCCCUGACCUAUCAAGCCGAUCUCUCCCGCAGCGAGAAGCUCGCAAUUCGGGAAGACAAGCUCAAGCGCCUCCUCGAAAAACUCACUUCCCAUGCCUUGGUGACACCGCAAUUCAUGUUUACUUACGAGGGCCAGGAAACAGUCAGGCCGCGACCUCUCGUGAAUCUCAUUACCAAGAUGAUAUCACCCAUGCCCCGUGCUCGACUACCGGCCGAUAAAGUGGACGAGAAGCUAUCCAUGAUCGGAGGCAUUCACCAGAUCUAUCACGGCGAAUGCUGCAAACGCCCAGCGUCCUGGGUUGAAGAUAAGUGGGACAAGAAAUUCGUCGCCCUGAUGAGCCUCAAGGCGGAGAACGAUGACUUGAAAAAGAAGAUUGCCGACUUGCACGGCAGAGAUGAGACGUACGAGAAACGCCUGGAGAAUGCGCGAAAGGCGCACGAGCAUGAUGUCGCCAAGCUCCAGGCGCUAUUGAAGAGCGCCGAGGAAAAAAGCCAACAGCUAGAGCAGGCUCAGGGAGGGCGCAGAAGAAACCAUGAUCGCGACCAGCAUAACCAGCACCAGCACCGCCAGGCGGGCCAAGCAUCAAAACCACGCAAUGCUCCCCCUUCUCCCUCACCAGCUUCUCGAGGCGUCGGUCUCGGCCUGAAAAAAACACAGUCGACACCGUCAGCUAUCCCACAGCGGCCACCGCUCCAGCCUCGGUACCAGACAUCACCUCGGGCCUCCUCGGCCAGUUUUCAUACGCCCACCCCGCCGUCUCGUUCAACGGAGUCGUUAUCUCGAUUCAGCAACACCUCAACAAUCAAGGCCGUGCAACAAAUAUCGCCCGGCCUGCCGAAUAGGACCCCGAGCACGACGAGCCUGUCGGGAUACACGCUGCGGUCCAGGGGUUCGGGAUCCAAACUGCCCCUUCCCGUGACUCCCGGCAGCCGAUCAGGCACCCCCAACCUCAACCAGGAACAGAGCCUGACAGACAGCAGCAUGGCUUCGUCCAUCUUUUCCAGAAAGAGCGUGGACACCGUGCCAACGCCCGCUCACAACAGCCCAGCCGUAAGCAGAAUAUUAGAACCCGACGACAAACCAGAUGUCCACUGGGGGGCACUUCCCAUCCAGAGAGAACGAAGGGAACGAAGACCCUCGACGCCUCCGCCUCCUCCAAGCCCGGGCUUGUCGCUGUCUUCUUCGGUCAUGUCAUCGCCUACAGCACUGAGGGCUGACCUUUUGUACGGAGACGACGGAGACCCAAACGUGACUGUGAGGCCAAGGAAGAUUGCCACGCUACAGCCAAUGAAGAGUUGGGCUGAAGUGGCGAAGAAGGAAAUCAAGCAGCUCAGGAGAUUGCAGUGA
Messenger RNA from Trichoderma aggressivum f. europaeum, 2262 nucleotides. RefSeq lists its product as uncharacterized. Gene Ontology annotation, molecular function: ATP binding; protein serine/threonine kinase activity. Lineage: Eukaryota; Fungi; Ascomycota; Sordariomycetes; Hypocreales; Hypocreaceae. The transcript is spliced from 2 exons. The record is from RefSeq and is a predicted model, not a curated record. Gene Ontology annotation, biological process: protein phosphorylation; chromosome segregation. Gene Ontology annotation, cellular component: mitotic spindle pole body; nucleus; cytoplasm. Bases 1 to 2262 code for a protein of 753 amino acids.